Apis florea (little honeybee) is the source of this 848-nucleotide messenger RNA. RefSeq lists its product as uncharacterized. The record is from RefSeq and is a predicted model, not a curated record. Lineage: Eukaryota; Metazoa; Arthropoda; Insecta; Hymenoptera; Apidae.
UAAUAUAUUUUAAUAUAUAUUCAAUUACAUUUUUUUCAUCUUACAGGUUAUACUAAUGUUGUAUAAUAAAAAUAAUAUAAAAUAUAUAAAAAUUUAUAAAAUAAUAUUGAUAUGUGAAAGAACAUAAAAAUUAUAUCCCAGGAUAUAAUUAUGUUUAUUCAUUUAUUGAUGAUAAAUAUAAAUAAAAAGAUUGUACAGUAUAUGAUAUUAAAUACAAAAGUAAAUUUAACCACAAAAGUCAAAACACAUUAUGAUACUUUGGGAAUAUCUCCAACUGCUACAUAUAAGGAAAUAAAAUCAGCAUAUUAUAAAUUAACAUUAAAGUAUCAUCCUGACAAGAAUAAAAGUGAAUCUGCAAAAAAGAUGUUUCAUGAAAUUUCAAAUGCAUAUGAUGUUCUUAGCAAAUAUAAUACACGUAAGGAAUAUGAUAGAACUCUUUUAAUCAAAUAUGAUCAUAAACACAAGAAAAUGAAAACAUAUAGUGAAACAAAAAAUAGUUAUCAUUAUACAGGUAAUACUACAGGUAGAAUUUAUGAUUUUGAUGAAUGGAUGAAACAACAUUAUUCAGAUUUAUUUCAAAGAAGUUUAAAUGAAAAAAAUAUAGAAAAAAGAUAUGAAGAAAAUGUUAAAGAAACUGUAGAUAGAUCGCUAAACUUACCUUCUUCAAUAAUCCUGAUAAUAAUAGCAACGAUAUUAUUAUAUCUGAAAAUAUCAAUAGAAGAAUAUAAUUAUAAAAAAAAUAGGAAAAAAAAUGGACAAACACCAAUUGAAUAGAACUAUUUAUUAUUAAAAAAUUUUAUAUAGGAGAAUAUUAUAAUUAAAAAUAUAAAACAUAAUAUAUGUGUAUA